ACAAUGUGCACUGAAUUUCCGAAUUCUAUUUAGCAGCAGAGUGGAAUUUGAAGAACAAACCAAUUAAACUGAAAACUAGUCGUAACACAACUUUUACAUCGAGCAACCGCAAAUUCGGAAGGUUGUAAAAAGCACAAAUAAUUAUCGCUAUGUUUGAGGUUUUCAAUAGGCCGCCUGCAGAUCCCGUCCAGCUUCCACUGGCUGUUGGCCCAUGGCCAGUGAUUUUAAUAGUGACUGGCUAUCUGCUUUUUGUGCUUAAGCUGGGGCGCCUUUUCAUGGCCAACCGAGCACCCUACGAUCUUCGAGUCGUACUCAAGGUCUACAAUUUGUUGCAAAUCGUGUACAAUAGCACUCUGUUUAUGCUGGCUAUAUACGUAAUCUUUGUGGUAAGACCCUUUGACCUGAAUUGUAUAACAGUGCUGGCACAGGACAAUCCCUUCAAGAGGGUGGAGCGCGUCCUGUCCUAUGCGUACUAUAUCAACAAGUACUUCGAUUUACUGGACACCAUUUUCAUAGUGUUGCGAAAGAGCUAUAAACAGAUCUCGUGUCUGCAUCUGCUGCAUCAUCUGUACAUGCCCAUCACGGGUUACUUUGUGAUUCGGUUCAACGGCUAUGGUGGCCACCUCAUAGUCGCGGGUGUCCUCAACCUCUUCGUGCACGUUGUGAUGUAUAGCUACUACUACAUCUCAUCGCAGAUUCCGCCUGCAAAGCGGAGAUUCUGGUGGAAGGAGUACAUAACCAUAUUGCAGAUGCUUCAGUUCGUGAUUGUAUUUGCGCACACCAUUUGGACCCUAAUGCAGCCAAAAUGUGAGGUACCUAAGGCACUGACCCAAAUGUCACUUCUGGCGGCGACUGCCCUGUUUUUGAUGUUUGCCAACUUCUACACACACGCCUACAUACUGGCCAAGCCGAAGAAGAAGCAGAUCAAUGACUAGAGGGCUUAGUGCUGGGUUUGGGGCACAGCUAAAUUUAAUUUAAUUUUAACUCGUAGCUUUUAAACAAACGUAACUGAGUUCUUAGCUUAAUCGAAUGAUCAGGCCGCGGACUAUUUUAAAUACUUUAGCUUUGUCAAAACUAAUCAAUUAGUGACUCGGUAACGACAUUAAAAUUCUAUAUAUUGUUUUUGGAA
Messenger RNA from Drosophila montana, 1129 nucleotides. RefSeq names its product very long chain fatty acid elongase F-like. The record is from RefSeq and is a predicted model, not a curated record. Gene Ontology annotation, biological process: fatty acid elongation, polyunsaturated fatty acid; sphingolipid biosynthetic process; very long-chain fatty acid biosynthetic process. Bases 150 to 935 code for a protein of 261 amino acids. Lineage: Eukaryota; Metazoa; Arthropoda; Insecta; Diptera; Drosophilidae. Gene Ontology annotation, molecular function: fatty acid elongase activity. The transcript is spliced from 3 exons. Gene Ontology annotation, cellular component: endoplasmic reticulum membrane.